AUGCCUGCGACCAUCAACGUCCGUCCCGAUGGCGUGGGAGUUUUGACCAUGGACUCCCCUCCAGUGAAUUCUCUGGGAACGGAGCUAGUGACCUCCAUGAAACAGGAGUUUCCAAAGUUGGUGCAAGAUCCCAAGGUGAAGGCCAUCGUGAUCACCGGAAAAGGCCCCAUGUUCUGCGGUGGUGCCGAGAUUACGGAGUUCGCGAUCAUGGUCGCCAUGGGUCCUGAAAAGAUGAAGGAGAAUAACCCAGUGGCUGCACUUAGCGAAAUGAUGGACAUGAUUGACGCUUCGCCCAAGACCACGGUGGCUGCCAUCAAUGGCCCAGCCUUGGGUGGUGGCUGCGAAGUGAGCCUGGCGUGCCACUACCGCGUCGCUGAUGGCAAGGCCUCUGUUGGUUUCCCAGAGGUGAAUUUGGGCCUACUCCCAGGAGCACAGGGCACUCAGCGUUUGCCUCGUGUGGCGCCGCUGCCCACAGCCAUGCAGAUGAUCUUGCAGGGAAAGCCGCUGAAGGCUGAUGCUGCUCGUAAGAACGGCAUUAUCGAUGCAGUUGCCAAGAAGGACGUCAUCGAAGAGGCGGCGGAGUGGGCCUUGAGCCAUCCACCCGCACCCAUCUCCAAGCGCGAGGUGCACAAGACCAACAGGUUCAUGGUGGCCGCAGGCGGCUUGGAGCAGGGUCUCAACACCGCCGUGAACGCUGCUCCUCUGAUGAUUGCCCCACGCGCCAUCAUCAAGUGCUUCGAGGCCGCUUGCUCCAACAAGUCCUUCCGAGAGGGCCUGCAAGUGGAGAUGGAGCAGUUCACCAACUUGGUCUUCUCCGUGGAAUCUGCGGCCUUGCGUCACCUCUUCCUGUCGGAGCGUUUGGCUCAGAAGGUUCCAGGUAUUGACGAGAAGCCGGCCCCACUGAAGAAGAUUGGCAUUCUGGGCGCGGGCUUGAUGGGCUUCUUGGGACUGAAGCUUUCAACUGCCAUGUGCUUCAUCCAGAAGGGAGUCCCCGUGGUGUUGAAGGAUGCCAAGCAGGAGUGGUUAGACGCCGGCGUCAAGAAGAUCGAAUCUAUGUGGGCUGGUCAGGCGAAAAAGGGACGCUUGAGCAAGGAGAAAUUCAAGGAGUACAUGGGCCCUUCGCCGGCAAUGAUGGACUAUGCGGACUUCAAGGAUGUGGACAUGGUCAUUGAAGCCGUUCCUGAGAUCAUGGACUUGAAGAAGGAGGUCGCUGGGAAGACCCGCAGCUAUUUUCAAAUGGAUUGCCUGAUCUGCACCAACACCAGCGGUCUUAACAUUGAUGACAUUGCUGCUGUGCUGAAGGAUCCAUCCCGAGUCAUGGGCACCCACUUCUUCUCGCCAGCCAACGUGAUGCAGUUGUUGGAGAACAUCCGCACCAGCAAGUCCAGCACGAGGACUUUGGCGACAGGUCGAACUGGGAUCAACGGGAGGUUUCCAUGGGAUAUCCCCAAAAAAGGUGCCACUUCCAAUUUUCACCCCUAUGAAGUUUUCGGAUCCACAGCCUGCGAAGGCAUGGCCAUGGGCAAGUUGAUCAACAAGAAGUGCAUCAUGGUUGGCAACUGCGAUGGCUUUGUUGGCAACCGCAUGGCAGGGAUCCCCGAGCCGAAGAUGGUCUUGGAGGAGGGUGCUACGGUGGAGCAGAUCGACAAAGCAGCCACCACCUUUGGCAUGGCCAUGGGACCCAUGGCACUGGGUGACUUGGUCGGACAGGAGCUCUUCUGGAAGCAGCGCAAGGCGGCUGGUGACAUGAAUAAGCAGACCAAGACCUACUUCGGCCCCUACGAGCUGACCGACUGGCUCUGCGAGUUGGGUCGCUUCGGCAUGAAGACCCCGGAUCCUUCGAUCAAGGCCAAUGGACGUGGCAUUUUCAUCCACCGUGGACGCGACAAGACCGUGGACCCUGAAGUCGUAGCCAAGCUCGACGAGGUGCGAAAAGCCAAGGGUGUCACCCCUCGCCCAGUCAGUGAUGAGGAGAUUGUCGAGAGGCUCUUCUAUCCUUUGAUCAACGAGGGUUUCAAGAUCUUGGAAGAAGGCUUUGUCGCUCGCUCUUCCGACAUCGACCUGGCGUACAUCUAUGGCUACGGCUUUCCGCCAUCCAAGGGAGGACCCAUGUUCUUCGCUGAAAACUACGUGGGUUUCCAGAAGAUCUUGGAACGUCUCAAGGUCUAUGACGCACAGGCGAAGGAACGAUAUACCAAGAACUCCGCCUACCUGCCCAUCGACUACUUCGUGCCAUCCAAGCUCUUGGAGGCAUGUGCAGCCAAGCAAGGAACCAAGGUCUUCCCAGGACAGACCUUGAUUGAUGUGGUGCUGAAGGAUUUCCGGAAGAGUCAUGAUGGAGCUGGUCCUUUCUCGAAGCUGUAAGGUGGAACUAAGUGGCGAGCAGGAACGCCCGUCGCGCUGCUAACGCGUUGCCAACACGACCCCCUGCCGCGAGCAGCAGGUGGCUGAUGAGCGGCUGAAGAAAGGGGGGCGCUUUGCACCGCGUGUCGCAACGCGGCGCGGUCGACGCUGCCUCGCCAAUGUUUGAAGCGAAUUGCGGUUUUGAAUUUCAGGUCCCCUGUGGAAGGCUCAAAGUGGCUUCUGGUUUUUAGGCUAAAGUUCAAGCUAU
Messenger RNA from Cladocopium goreaui, 2611 nucleotides. The record is from the annotation of a GenBank genome assembly. NCBI's taxonomy places the organism in Eukaryota, Dinophyceae, Suessiales, Symbiodiniaceae.